Messenger RNA from Musca domestica (house fly), 1281 nucleotides. RefSeq lists its product as uncharacterized. NCBI's taxonomy places the organism in Eukaryota, Metazoa, Arthropoda, Insecta, Diptera, Muscidae. The coding region runs from base 13 to 357 and encodes 114 amino acids. The record is from RefSeq and is a predicted model, not a curated record. The transcript is spliced from 2 exons.
AAAAAUCAAAAAAUGAAAAAGGAGUUCCAAAAUCAAAAGUUCCAAGAAGAGGAUCGAGAAAAUGCAACAGCGUCAGGAGGUAUUGAGCUCGAAAAGCCUGGCAUCCUGACAGCAACAAUGCUACAACAGUUUCGGGCGUUCCAGAAGGUGGUGCUGCAGCAGCAGCAGGAGCAAAUGAUGUCGAUUAUGGAAGACAUUGAGCAGAUGUUCCUAAUGCAGCGAUCCAGCAAAAUAAAAAAGACACGGAACAAGAGGAAAGAUUCCCUGCUUAGAAGUAAGUAUUGUGAAAUUGUUCCCGCCGGCAAGUCCUCAUUUCGAGGAACGGAAAGAAGAACAAGAAUCCGCCCUGAGCAAUGAAGCACUCGGUGAAGAACGAAUGGAUUCACGUACAGAAGGCUCCAACAUGUUCGGCGGAUGCGGGGAAGAUGAGUACGACAACGUUUCUAAAGGAAAAGAAUGGAUCGACGAAGUAGGAAAAUCAGAACAAAGCUCUUUGGUUCCGCCUCCUGGAGGGUAUUGCCUUGAAGAAAUCAAGAGCAAACCAACAAUGGCCGUGAGAAUGGAAGAUAACGAAUCGGAGCUUACAAUAAAGCCAACGGCAAUCAUUUGCUACGUGGGUGAUGACGGUCUGCAGCGAUGGACUACUAAUUCGGCAGCAUGGAAAAUGAAGCCGGCAGAUAAAGGUGGUGGUAUCGGCAAGAGAGGCUGGAUUAAACAUUGGAGUCGUUUCCUGGAAGCGGUUAGCUGAUAUUAUUUCAACAUAUAUAGAUAGUUACGCAUAAAUUUUCUUUUCAAAUCUUUCAUAUCUUUAUAUUUAAAUAUUCCAUAUUAUCCAUUUGUUAACUUUAUAAAAAAUACAGUCCAUUAUAAACAUGCACAUUUAAGCCGCCCGAGAGAAUGUACAAAAUACUUUGUACAUACUUUUGAGUGCGGUUGAGGCGCUUGGAAAAACUAGCAAUAAACAAUAAAUAUUCAAAAAUUACAUAUUUCCCAGCCGCCAUAAAAUACCACAUGUGAACAAUUCGGUGAUCUUGUGUGCUGACGCAUACGAUAAUGUGUCAGAUAAUAAAUGUUAUAACCCACAUGUCCAUAUAUCGAUGCGCUCAGUAGAUGCACAAGACCACAUGAAUGAAAUGACAAACAGCCCUGCAAUGUUCUCCAUUCAAUAUUAGAAUAGAUAAGAAUAAUUGUGUGGCUGCGAUUAGGUUAAGUUAGAUUAGUUUCAGUAGUACGUAAGGAACAUAUUUUAGAAAUAAAAUUAGAAUUGAAUCAACAACCAAA